CAUAAAAUAUAAUGAAGCAUGCAUAAAUGGCAACUCGCUAGCGACAGACUUCUGGGAACCACUCGGUUAUUGCAGGCUUUGCCGUCGGCGCAUGUCGACCAGCAUACCCAAUGUGUAUAAAGCACUUUCAGCUCGAGAGCUUGGAGGUCGUCGACCGGGAACGGCGACGAACCAAAGCAGGAGGCUUUACCAAAGCAUCUGCCCAAACGCGAAGGCCCAGCAACUAGAUAUCCCGGAGGUGCACAUCUGCCGCUUCUCGCCAUGCGGCCAUUACCUGAUCUGCUUCGCUGGUGGCUUCACGCAACUGGUCGUGUACCGGUUCACGGGUCCACGGCUGAGCUGGCAGGGCGAGUUGGAGGAAGCAGAGCUGACCGCGAAGCUGUCAGACUUCAGCAGCUUCUUUACGCUGCUGUACCGCCUGACGGUGGCGCCCGCCGGUGAGGUACUAGCGCGGGAUGUCGUACAGUUCAUGGCGGGCGGCGCGCUGCUGCUGCUGGCCUCACACUCGCCGUACACGCCGCCGCCGCCCGCCGUGGCGGCGGCUGCGGUGGCGGCCCUGGAUCCGUUGGCGGCACUGCCAACCGCCGCCUCCAUCCACCUGCACCUGGUGCGGCUGGCCGAUGGCGUGCGUGUGGGCGGCAGCCGGCUGGAGGGGGAGCUGGUGGACCUGAGCGGCCGCCCCGCCAGCCUGGGCGUGUGCACACACGAGGACCUCAUCUGCGUGCUGGCGGUCCGCAGCCAGGUGGUGCACCUGCUGCAGGUGCUGCGCGGCGGCGAGGAGGUGUUGCCGGUGCGCUGCCUGGGGCCACACGUGCGUGAGGACGACGAGCUGGUCGUCAGGACGGCGGACGAGGCGGAGGAGCGCUGGCGGAGGCAGCGUGCGGCGGAGCGGGAGGCGGCAGCGGCAGCCGCCGCCGCGGCUGGCCGCGCGUCCUCGCCAGGUGGCGCGGUGGCGGGAUCGGACGCAAUGCGGGGCUGUGGCACAGGCGUCAGCCCUGGCGGCGGCGUCGGUGGCGUUAGCUUAGGUGCUAGCACCAGCACCAGUACCAGCAGCGCCGGGCAGGCGGCGGGCUCGACAGGGCAGGCGGCUGCAGGGGGCGUGGCGGCGGGCGCGCCUGUGCCGGCGCAGCAGCCACCGGGCGCCGGCACCCACCCUGUAAUGCCCCCCAUGCGACGAAGCAUCAACGGCGAUCUGGUGCGGAGCGACAUGCCCUUGCCCGGGCUCGCCACGCACCCGCACCCGCACCAUCCAGCAUACGCACAGCAGUCCGCCAACGGAGGCGGCCCAGCUGCAGGCGGUGCCGCGGCCGCUGGUGGGGCAGGGGGUAGCGGGGCGGCGGGGCACGGCGGGCGGCCACCUCGGGCGACGCCCGCUGUUUACGCUACGGCGGCUGCGGGGUUGGCUGCUGCGACGGCGGCUACGGCCGGAGGCGGUGGCGGACUAGCCGCUCGGGGUGGGGGCCUACGUGGCGGGUACCUGUCACGAGGGGGCAGGGGAGGCCUGCGGGCAGGGCCGCUGCCGUCUGCGCCUGGCCUUCAAGCGGCUGGUGUUGCAGCAACCGGCGCCAAUGCGGCGGCUCCGCCCGUGGCGGGUGUGCUGUAUCCGCCCCGCGCGCCGGACGCGGUGGGCAAUGGCGGCGGGCUGGGUGCCGGCGGUGCCGUUCACGGAGGUGUGGGGGUAGCAGUGGCAGCGGCAGACCGUGAGGCACUGGCGGCGCAACAGGCGGCGCUGCGGCAGGCGGCGCGGCAGCAGCAGCUAGGGCAGCUGGCGGCACAGGCGGGGCCCGGCGCGCCGCCGCCGCCACCCAUGCGUCGGAGCAUGCCGGGCGUGGCGGCUGCUGGUGCUACAGCCCUCGCAGCAGGCGCCGUGCUACAGCCUGGCCUUGCACCAGCAGGGCCGGGCGGUGCAGCAGCGGGUUUGGCGGCGGCAGCAGCGAGGGCACAUCGGGUCCCGGGGCACGUGGCGGCGGCAGGAGCUGCUGCCGGCCAUCCCCACUUGCACGCAGUCGCCGCGCCUGGGGGCACGAUGGGGCAGCAUCCCGCGCAUCACAUCACGGGGGCUGGGGCUGGAGGCGGCGCGGCGGCAGGAGGCGCAGGCGGAGGGGCGGGCGAGGACGGAGGCGAGGGGGGCUGCGUCACGGGCCUGAAGCAGCGAUUGCUGGCACACUUGUACAGCAACUGCCUCGCCGCGGCGAAUAAAAAUCCGCGUCGGCUGCAGCGGGAGGCGAUGUCGCUGUUCAGACAGAUUGACACGUACCGCUCGCUACUCAUGCGGAAGGUGUACUUGUUGGAUAGGCGCCACCUGCUGAUUGACUGGCGUACGCCCGCAGCCGCCGACCUUGGCGGGCCGCCGGCGGCUGGCGGCGGCGGCGGCGGCGGCGCGGGCGGCCCUGGCGCGCCGCCUGGGCAGUUUCUGAUGCUGUUUGACCUGCAGACCACACGCGUCGUUGCCUUCAAAUCAAGCACGCAGGCGGACCGCGUUGUUGAGGGCUACCUGCGCACCGUCACCGCCGCACUGCCGGGCCCGUGGGCGGAGGCCCUGGCACCCUGGGACCGAUGCAACUACGACGAGGCGAUGUCUGGCGCCCGUGCUAAGAUGGCACCGCCAGCUAAGACCGCCGCCGCCGCUACGGCGGCCGCUGCCGCCGCCGCAGCCGCGCCGCCCGCAGCCGACGGUGUCGUGGACCGGGCGGCGGCGGCGCGCAAGUUGCUGCAGUUGCUGCCGCCCGCCACUGCCGUGUCGGACCUGUCGCCGAGCCCGUACCUGGAUCCAAGGAUGUACAACUACGACGACCGGGCGAUUUCGCUCAACAUCCGUACGCGGCCCUCGCUGGAGCAGCCGAUCUCGUUUCGGCCGCGAAACCGCCCGGAUCGAGCCGGAUUCCGGCUGGAACCCGGGCCGUACGAGGCCAUGCUGGUACGGGACCGGCGGUUGGCACGCAGCGUGUCGUACCUCGUCCACCCGGAGGCGCCAUUCGUCAUGUCAGUAUUCAGCGUGUUUCAGCAAACAACGCUGAACAUCAACUUUCGUGUGUAAGCCGCAUGGACGGAGGGCGCAAUGGCAGGUGCAGUGCCACGCUCGGAGCGUGCAGAGCAGACCGCAGAGGGAGCAGAGCAGGGUGCUGAGGGUUUGGACCCGGACACGUAGUGUGCGUGUAGGAAGUUGCCAAUGGCUGAGGGGCUUGGAUGAUACCCAGUGGAACUGGAGAAGAGAGAAUGGCGGGCGUUUAGUAAUGCAGGUGAUAUAGAAGAUUUACGGAAUUAGGCCAGCUCGAGUAUCUAGAUGGGUCACAACAGAACACAACAAACGGAGCGGAAGCAGGCGCAUGAGAGACACUUACUUGUGCUACUGAGGAUUGCGGCCGGACACAUACACACAAGUUUCUCAGUGUGGGCCCCAAUGGAGUUUUGCUACGUUGAGCCGCUGUGUGCACAGUUUUCGGGGCAUCCCUGCUGCUGGGAGAGGUCAUGCGGCACAUGUUGAAUUGCCUGCACCAAAACUCAAUACAGUUUGCGUGAAUGGCACGGGAUACGGGACGGGAGGGAUGGUUGCGCAAGAUCAAUGCCACUCCACAUACAAAGCAUGUGCGCGUGAGCAAAAUGUCAUAAAAACUGGUGAUGCAUUUGGUGCCAGUGGCAUACGCCCUGUGCGCUGGUCUCGUUUCUUGCCACGUGUGAUUUUGCGCGUUGCGCUCAAGGGUGCAAACCCAUGCAUGUGCUCACGGUACCGUGAGGCCCAGGCAAUCCUACGAUUCCACGUGUGUGUGUGUGUGUGUGUGUGUGUGUGUGUUAAAAAACGAAACGAAAGCCCGCCCAGACGACGCCGGAGUUACUUACCGUGUGUGUGUGUGUGUGUGUUAAAAAAAACGAAACGAAAGCCCCCCCAAUGUGUGUGUGUGUGUGUGUGUGUGUGUGUGGUGUUCAAUACUCAUGGGAUGUGUUGUUGCUGUGGUUGGGUCAUGUGGUGUCGUGCUGAGACCUGGGCCGGGCGUGCGGUGGGGACCCUGGUAGCAGUGGUGCAGGGUCCGGCCUUGCACUGCCACCUUGCAGGUUCACACCACCAUCUGCCCAUGCCGUCCUCGGUCUCUGUGCGUUCUUAUGUAGCCGACCAGCAGUGUAUGACAGCCUUGUGGGCCGCUCCUGGCGUCCUGGCGAAUUGGCGGGGCCAUCAGGGGCCUGGGGCCAUGCCAUGUGGCAUGCGCGCGUUGCCUUGAAUGCACUUGUAGGCGUUACGGUGGUGGAGCAUUAGCUGCAUUGCUGCCAGUGGAGCCGUGCCCUUGGCCGUGCCUGGCAAUGCUACGAUGCUUCUUGAAUCGCAGCGCCGCGGCCUUCAUCAGCACGUCCGCAUCUGCGGCGCGGCGGCAGCUUACUUCAACUCCGGACGUGGGUAAAGACGGGUGUAGAAGUGGUGCAGGCGACGAAUGAAAGCCGCACGGAAAGCUGGAAGAGUCCACACCCGAUGUAAACGCAAGGGGCA
This is a messenger RNA of Chlamydomonas reinhardtii, 4477 nucleotides long. RefSeq lists its product as uncharacterized. The transcript is spliced from 10 exons. Lineage: Eukaryota; Viridiplantae; Chlorophyta; Chlorophyceae; Chlamydomonadales; Chlamydomonadaceae. The record is from RefSeq and is a predicted model, not a curated record. Gene Ontology annotation, molecular function: ubiquitin protein ligase binding; ubiquitin-like ligase-substrate adaptor activity. Gene Ontology annotation, cellular component: cullin-RING ubiquitin ligase complex; nucleus. Bases 92 to 3037 code for a protein of 981 amino acids. Gene Ontology annotation, biological process: positive regulation of proteasomal ubiquitin-dependent protein catabolic process; protein ubiquitination.